This is a messenger RNA of Drepanopeziza brunnea f. sp. 'multigermtubi' MB_m1, 4125 nucleotides long. NCBI's taxonomy places the organism in Eukaryota, Fungi, Ascomycota, Leotiomycetes, Helotiales, Drepanopezizaceae. The record is from RefSeq and is a predicted model, not a curated record.
AUGGCGAGAGGUAAAGGUGUCGUGCUUGAUCUUCGCGCAACGCCGCCGCAAGUCCUGCAUGAGGAAGCUGUAAUUGCACCCUUAGAAGGAGAAGUAAUGCCGACUUCUUCAGAAAUCCCUCAUCCUCGUCCUCCUCCUCCUCCUCCACCUCCUCUCACCACCAAGACUUCUUCUACAUGUUCAAAUUGCUCCAGCACAUUUGAAAAAAUCACAACCGAGGAUUUCAUGCGUCACGUGGCGUCAUGUCCAGCUCAACCUCUUACAUAUGGCAGUGAUAGCGACGAAUCAAGCGUUCUAUCUUCUGCCCCAAACUCACCAUUUGUUGAUCGUUUUUCCAGGCUCAAGCCUCGAGAUGAAGAUGCCGCUGUGCGUGAGGACCUUGGCAAUCAAGAUCUUGGCGUGCUUCAUACCGGUCACCAAGUCGUUACUGACGGAAACCUCAAUGAGCAGUUGCUGAAGCAGAACAUGCGUCGCGAAUUUUCCAAAGUUUCUGCCUACGUCAAAGGAGAGUACACUAUCUACGAUUCCGAGGAUGAGGAAGACAUGCCGGAUGCUUCGGCUGCUCCGUCUGACACGGAAGACCCGAGAGCCUCCCCCGUACCAAAUGGCAAAUCAAGUCUUCAAGCAUAUCAAAGCAGCAAGUCCGGAACCCGAACUCCAGAGACCUCUGACGAAUUUGAUGGCACGGAAUCUCCACAAAAAGCCGAGAUCCCAACCAGUCACCCCACGCCUUUGAUCGCCAAAGACGCUGCAGCCUUAGCGAAGCGAAGUCAAUCUCCCAAAGAUCUUGGAAGCAGUUCAAAUACCCUCAAAGUAUCCGAGGCCACAUUCAGUGCUGUACCAUCACAACAGCCAACCCCUGAGAUCAAGCCAACACGCCUAAACAAGUCUGGAAUUAAGUUCAAGAAAUUAACGCCCAUCUUGACUCACGUGAACUAUCUUGAGAACCCGGAAGACAUGUCAUACGAGACUCUCUAUUAUCGUGCCUCUGUAACUACAAAGGUCUUGUUCAAGUUGCAAGAAGAAUAUGAUCUUUGCGACAAGGAGACCAGCGAUUAUGAAAUUGCCAAGAAGUAUGCGGCCAAAAUCGCUGCUGAGGCAAAGAAGGAAGAAGAUGAGAAGCUCUCUGCUGAAAGUGAUGCCGAGCUGCUGAGACUUCAUGCUCAAUACCGAGAGCAGUUGAGAAUGUCGUUCAGAGACUACAACGCCUGGGUUAGCGGACAAGAGGAAGCAUCCGAUCCUGAUGUGGUCCCUCCGAUCCACUGGGAAUUCAUGAGGAAUAUAAAGAAUCCUGAUAUCAUGGGAAAAGUCAACAAGCGAAGAAAAGCAAACGAGAAAGAGGCGGCCAAGCCUGUUACUCUCCUCGAAGAUACUCCUUUGCCUGCAUUGAGACGCGGUGAUGAUGAAAUUCGUAAGAAGCGAGUUCUCUUCCUAGACCCAGUCGUCUUUGAAGAUCGGAAGACGGCCGACGUCUACAUGGCCGAAUAUAGCAAGAAUCGCGAUGCCAUUGGCUUUCAGGUCUUCAAGGAUCGCCGGGUUACCGUUCCCACGGAAGAGGUAGACGAGAACGGCAGACCGAAGAGAAACAGGGGAAAGCGUGCUUUGGACACUGAGCAGACAAACACUCCCGGUGACUCUGGGGAUGAAGAUGCCCCCCUUGGCAAGCGGAGACGAACUACAAGAGUUGUUCAGGAGUUAUCCACCUCGCCUGCUCGCCGUGCAAAGAUUGCUACGCGUGAAGGUACCCCGCACGUUGCAACUUUCAAAUCCGGUAAGAGGAUUGGUCGCCCGCCAAAGCCCAAAGGAGAGGCCGCUGCCACAGUACCAAAAACAGCUCCCAAAUCCAAACUCCAACAAUCCCAUCUUCCUCCUGCCUCAGAGCCAGGCGAUCGCGAGGAGUCUGAAGAUGAACUCCCGGGUGUAGGAUCCCGAGAGCUCGAGGAAGGUCAAGAAGCUGAGCUCCAAGAGGCUGCCGAGGCCCUUGUUCAGCAAACCCAGGAGCAACCUACUAAUGGCAAGAAGAAUACCAAAAUCGUCUUCAAAGUCAUAAGCGACGAGGAUAAGAAAUCAAGGAAUGCUGUCAAAUCUUCUCCCAAGAAAAAAGGUGGCCGCGCAGCUGCAAAGCCAAAGGCCGCCCGUGGUGGACGGGGAAAGAAGGCUGUGGCCCAAGAAAGUCAUAUGGGACUUGGUGAAAACAAUGAAAUCAUCCAGUCUACAGAGCAGGAUGACAUGCCUGCGCUCUAUCCUUCAGCCAAAUCUCGACCCUCAACUUCGUCUUCUGUUGCGACUGGCUCAACCAGUGGCCAUGCUAGCAGAGCCGCCUCCGGAGAAGACACUCGUGAACAGACGACACGAGGCGUGACUGCAACCGUCAACGAAGUCGCAAAAACAAAUAACCCCAAGGAGAAGGGUGGGAAGCGGAAGCGUGCUGUGGUCGCUGACAGUAUCCCUGCACCUGUUCAGCCAGCCGCUCCCGCUCCCAAGAAACGAAAGACAUCCGGAAAGAAGCACGAAGAGCUCAUCCCCAAGGCAGAGGAGGACCUAAUGGUUACCCCUGACCCUGCUGGUGAGAUGAACGGCGAAAACUCUACCACCGCUAGUGGACGACCCAAGCGGAAGAGAGCUGUUACGACCACUGAGUCUGUCUAUGUGUCUCAUCCGAUAGGAGACGAAGAUGAGUUCACUCAGGAAGAAGCUUUACCAGCACGACCAAAGCGCCGCAAGGCUGGCAAAGCUCGUGGCGUCAAGAAGGGCAAGCAUUUCAAAGAGGAAGCUAGUGAGUCCGAGUACAACAGCGAUGCUGGCGACGGUCUUGACGAAGAAGUCGCCGAAGUACAGCCCAAGAGGCGUGCAUCUCGUGUUGGUGUCAAGAAGAACUUUGCUGAGCCGACAGAUGACGAUGAUGAAGAGGCCGAAGUCGAGGACAAGAUUGCGCCUUCGCCCAAGAGACUUACCUUCAAGGCAAAGGGUAAGGGCAAAGGAGCUUCGCAGGAGGCUUCUCGGGCUCAAAAUAGUUCAUCCGUAACGAAUGCUUACGACGAUCUAACAUGUCCAGGCUCCGAGAUUCCAGGUGUUACACAGACUUCCACUGAUAUGGACCUUCCACCAGCUGCGCCAGAGCAGCGGAGAAUGCCCGUGAAGAAGGCUGCACAACAGACUGCUAGGCCAGAAAACGGCAUAGAUCAUACAGGCUUGGUCAAUGAGGACGACGGAGAUGGAGAUACGGAUGCAGCCGCCGCAGAGGCAUUGAGAAAGAAACUCGAAAAGAGUAGAAAGCUUUCGGCGUCCACGGCUUUGAGAUGGCGGACAGGCCAGAUGGCUGUUCCAAUGGCCAAGAGAAAUGCUACGAAUGCCAACAAGAAGGCCGAGAAGAAUACGGCGGCACACGCUACCCAUGACAGCCACUUUGAUGCUCCGUACCAUGGUGGUGUCCCAGCUUCAACUUUCCCGCCGAGUCAAUUCUUCAUGGCGAUACCUCCACCGAUGCCAUACCCGAACACCACCUACGCUCAACCGCCGCCGCCGUCUCAGUAUAAUCAUGCCUACGCACACCCGGGCCCCUACCAAAAUCUACACGGGGGGGGUCCCUUCUCCAUGAUGAAUCCUGGCGCUCCAAACCAAUACCCUCAUGGGCCUGGAAUGUAUCCAUAUCCAUCCCACGCGCCACACCCUCAGCAUCUACAAUAUUCUGUUCCACCACCUCAAGCACCAAUCCCAAUUCCAGUAGCCAUCCCACAAGCUCCACCUCCAGAGCCCCGCCGACCAGCGACGAAGCGAAAGCCAGGCGGAGCCAAGAAGCCUAGCAACAACGAAGACAUGAUGCAAGCCGAAGCACACCCUCCACCCGCGGCCAUUCUCCCACGAAACUUCUACUCGCAAGCCGCGCCCGCACCUGCCGUGAACAGCACCCGUGCCCGCAGGCCUUCCCGUCUCGCCCUUGGCCACGACGGGGCAGGCGAUGAGCGCGACGACGUGGAGCCUCGCAAUCAUCAAUUCAAGAGCGAGUAUGAGCACUACCAGGCCCUCUCUGCGCCGCGCACGCCGUAUACGCUGGGAAAGCGCCGGCGGAGGCCGGUGAUGGACCUUUCUUCCAUAAAUAAUGACGACGAUGACGACGAGCUUUGA